AUGACAUCGUACGCGUACAGCAACUGGAGGAACGGUGGAGUAGAUCACGGACCCCGUGCAAAAUGCGACCAAGUGGUGUACGAAGCCAUCGCCAAGGGACUCGAAAUCGUCGUCCACAGUCGCAGCAGUUCAAAUCUCAGCAGCAACGCUGCUACUGCUUCUGCUAGCAACGCCAGCAGUCGAUUCAACUUACACGUGAACGAGAUUCCGGCGGUACGGACGAUUGUCUCGCGUUGGCGUCAUUCCUUGCACGUCCCGAUUCGGGUAGACGUCUAUUUUCAGCACGAAACGGACGCUUCCCGUCGGGAGUUGCUCGAGCGUUGGUGCGUCGAAUACAUACCAACGACGAUGGAACGCUUUCGAACGAGAGAGCCGGGCGUUCCCUCGGAUCCCAUUGUCCAACUUCGCCACGUUUGCAAGCGUAUCGUCAUUUGGUUGCGCACGUUGCACUGUUGGAGUCGUUUGUUGCCGUCGCAAGCUUUCCGUGUCGGCGGAUCCAAUCAAAUAGGGUUUUCUGUCUAUGUCGUUUCGGACGAUCAGGAUGAUAUUGGUAGUCUAGUGGAGCAGCAAGGCUUUUUAGUGCGGCAGAAUACCGCCACGAUUGCGACUCCCUACGGAGAACUGGGCUGGCAAGUAGCGUAUGCACCAGAGGAAGUCGUCUCUAGGCUCCUGCCCGCUCAAGUGACCCGUAACCUUUCCAUUUCCCCACGUAUCCCACGCGUUGUUUCAGCAUCCCGAUCCAUUCCUAUUCACAGAGGUGGCGCCGAAUCGCGAAUCUGCGACGACGCCCAUCACCACUACAGCACUACCGUCGAUACAGGCAUUCCGCAAUCGGCACCCGCGCACUUGGCCAUGGAAGACAAUUACUGGGAAAAUCAACAACGCCCCGCAUCUGUGCGGCAAAAUACUUACGAUCCCUCCCGACUCCACCAGUAUCACCGUGCUCAUACCGAAAUGGACGACACGCCUCGUCGUACUCAAAAUCACGGUCUAUUGGAACGCCGCCACACGACUGUUGGACAAGAAUACGAUGUUGCCACCAAGACAGAUUAUGGCAACAUUUACAGCGUGGACGACGAAAAUGACAAAAAACCAGCGCGAGUACUGUCGGGUCUUUCACUGGCGCUCUUGGUAGACGACGCUGUUCGCAGUGAGGAAAAUCCCGAAAAGGAAAAGCGUCGGGCUGCACUUCAUCAAAUGCCACCUCAUGUUUUGGAACAACAAUCUCAUUCACAGCCUCCGAAACCUGCUGCUCAUCGAGCACAAGGCGAAUAUGGCUACGGUUACAACAACCAUAUCGCAUGGCAAGCCAUACAUCCCUCCAGUACGCAUCCCACUGCAGGUCGCUCGUUGAAUCGAUCGCCCUCGUCCGAUCUUGAAGCCCGAUCGCUCAGCACAAGUCCAGCCCGGUUGGGCUCAACACCCCCGGGUGCGGCCUUUAUUGGGAGCGUCGGUACCACCGCUACGAAAAACAUGCAACACUUAAUAGCGCCACGUAAUUCGUCAGCCCGGAACGAUAUUGCCGUCGGUACCGCUGUUACGCCUCCUUUUGCUUCGCGGCCCGCUGGAUUCGCCCAUGAACCCGCUCCGAUGGCCGCUUUAACAGAACAAGCCAAUUCGGUCGUGGAAGCAAUACCCAAAAAUCACAAUGAUGUUUUACCUCCACUAUCUCUUGAUUUAUUGCAUUCGAGUCCCUUUCAGCAACCACAAGGUUCCUUGAUAUCUUCACUCGGUGGUUUACCUGAUUCUGCUUUGCAUGGAUCAACCGAUUUGCGUCGAUCGUUGUGGAAUCCUUCCUCGCAUCACCCUAUGUUACCUUCGUCCUCUUCGGGGUAUGACAUAACCGACCCGGACGAAAUGCCUUUUGCCGUGGAUUUACCUUUCCACAACCCAAAUGGAGCCUCAACAAAAAACCCGGGAGGUUUUGAAUCCAGCGGCAACGGAAAUUCACUGAGUGCGUCGGCUGCGAUUGCCUCGUUUGCCCACCAGCGACGCUUGCAAUUAUUCGACAGCUGCACCGGCAGAAGCGCCAACGUGGAUGACCUGACUUCUCAGCUAGCCGAAUUGCGAGAUUUUGGUGCGUCGAUCAGCGUAGGUGUUGGCGGACCGACAAGCUCUGCACAUGGAUCGGAACAUGAUGCGGCAAGUACGACGACGCCGAUUAGUUUGCAGACGUAAAGCGUAAGCGAAACUAGAGCUAUGACAGAAGCCAUUGCAAGAAUGCUCAUGACAAUCUUAGCGAUCAACUCGCGACGCACUAUGUCUUUACUACCUAAGUGCAUCCCAGAACGGCUUUCAGAAAACGCGGAAUCCCUGCACAAUUCCCAUAAGGAGUGUCUUGCAGGAGUGCUGGUGUAUCGGAAAAGCCCGCGCCGUCAAGCAAAUCUCUCGCCUUUUGUUCCCCAAAUAGCUUGACAAAACCAACUAUCCAAGGCCGGAGUUCAUCGCUUACACCAUCUUGUAUGGUGGAAUCGCGUUCCCAAAACUUUCGGCCGCGAAUACUGCUCUCUCGUGUAUCAGGACGAUGCGAGUACGCCGACCAACUUCCCAAGUAAUGAUGGAUCCGGAUGUAGGCGUUGUUGUUGUAUUGCGGCGGUUUGCAAAUUGGGAGUACGCGAUGAAUCCACCGGAUAUUUCCUUUGCGCUUCGGGUAUCCCAUUCCUUUCAUGUUCGGAACUUUAGAAACAUCAAUGAAAGAUUUUCCAAUCUGCGCAUUCUUGUGGUCUUUGUGAUAUCUCCAUCGUAACGUAUCAAAUUUUUUUGGAUUGAUGGUUUCGGGAAUAUUUUGGUGUAAGGUUUGUUCGGAGCUUUCGACAGCACUGAAUAAAGUGCGAUAGGUUGUGACACAUGCAUUUUGAUAGUGCUGAUUGACAAAGGUUUUGUUCCCACGAUGGGCUAUGACUUCACCAAGAAUUUUCAGUAUUGACCCCGAAUCCUGUAUUCGAUCAGCGGCAUCACUUACCACUUCCUCAUUUAUUGCGACAUAUUCAUCGACAUCGUGGAAGCUGACCCAGGUACGGCUUACAUGCUGCAGAUGUAACCCACAUUUUUUGUAGAAGGCUUCCUGGCGCCGAGUAAAGAACUCAAAUCCAUUAUUCCGCUUCCCCAACUCUUCAAGGUCUUUGUCCAUGAUAAAAUCGUCGUUCCACACUUCAAUCCUCAUCAUUGAUCGCCAACGAUCCAGAACACUUUCGGGAGAUGAUCGGCUCUUUGGGUCCGGCAAAAUAAUAAGAUGUCGUAGCGGCAUUGUCAAGUAGUGGUAUGCAAUCCACUCAACCAGUCUUGGAUUAUCAUCCAUAACCAUUAGACAUGCAGAGAAGCUUUCUUCCUCGCGCUCAGCGAAUUUAGUACUGUUAUCACUAAAAUUUUGGACAGGCAAAACCUGCGUCUCUAAAUGGAGUUUCGAUGAAUAAAUAUUUCUCAUUUGAGCCGGAAGCCAUUCCUUCUUGCUUUCGUAACAAUUCAAUACUAACGAUAUGCCAACAAGCAAAGCCGCUUGAGUCAAUCGCUUGAGUUGAGAUCUCAUUUCGAUGUACAUCCACGUACUAUUGCUGUCCGGAAAGUCACGUGGCUAUGGAAUGGAUCGGAGCCGAUGGCCAUGGUCGGAACUUCACUACGAUAUUUGUUUUUACUUGGUUUGGGGAUCUGCCAGUCCCCUCGAAACUGGUUUUUACCA
Molecule: messenger RNA, 3676 nt
Organism: Phaeodactylum tricornutum CCAP 1055/1
Lineage: Eukaryota; Bacillariophyta; Bacillariophyceae; Surirellales; Neidiaceae
Exons: 1
Coding region: 1-2178 (725 amino acids)
Biological process (GO): piecemeal microautophagy of the nucleus; protein localization to phagophore assembly site; autophagosome assembly
Cellular component (GO): extrinsic component of membrane; Atg1/ULK1 kinase complex; cytosol
Source: RefSeq, a predicted model, not a curated record